Messenger RNA from Melitaea cinxia (Glanville fritillary), 1126 nucleotides. Its product is annotated as solute carrier family 66 member 2. The coding region runs from base 183 to 1025 and encodes 280 amino acids. Lineage: Eukaryota; Metazoa; Arthropoda; Insecta; Lepidoptera; Nymphalidae. The transcript is spliced from 5 exons. Gene Ontology annotation, biological process: retrograde transport, endosome to Golgi; phospholipid translocation. The record is from RefSeq and is a predicted model, not a curated record. Gene Ontology annotation, cellular component: trans-Golgi network; endosome.
UAUAUGUCACUCUUCAAUAGUGUUUCACCAAGUAGUCUUGUACGAAAUCAAUUCAUUAUAAAUAAAGGAGUGCUUCGAAUUAAAAUUAGAUAUGAAUGUAGGAAAUUUUUCUAUUGAGUCUAUUACGUAAAAUAGGUAAACAAAUUUAUACUUAAUAUAUAUGAGAAAAUACUUUUAUCAUAAUGGAUUGGAUAAUAUCUGAUGAGUUGGGGCUGACUGUGGGACACUUGGUGGGUUGGGGUGCAGCUUCUGCGAUGAUUGUGGGCGGUGUAGCACCAUAUAUUCCUCAAUAUAGACAAAUAAAAAAGACGCAAGAUGCUGAGGGAUUUUCUCUUUAUGUUUGUCUAACACUAUUAAUAGCCAAUACGUUACGUAUUUUAUUUUGGUUUGGCAAACGCUAUGAGUUGCCACUAUUAAUACAAAGUAUUGUAAUGAAUGCAACAAUGUUUGCAAUGAUCCACCUGUGUGUAACAGUGAGAAAAAAGAACCAAAUAAUAAGAGCAAGAGAAAGAAUUUUUACAGGUGCAAUAUUCAUGUUAUAUAUACUAUUAUGUUGUGUAAAUGGCUCAGCUCAGCCAGACGAAACAGCGCACUGGUUGGGACAGCGUAGCGGCAUUGUAGGUGGAGAGAAACCGCAUCGCUUUUAUGAUAUGGACAGAAAAUAUUUCUGGGCGUGGACAGAUUUCCAAAGCUAUGUUGACUGUAUGUUAGUGUUCUCGGUGCUAGGGGCGGCUAUAACAUAUCUCCUUAUUGAAUUCUCACCAUUUGUCGAGAUGAUUGGUUUCCUAGCUGUUUUUACCGAAGCUAUGCUAGGAGCGCCACAGAUCGCUAAAAAUCAUCAAAAUAAGAGUACAGAAGGAAUGAGCGUGAGUAUGGUCAUAAUGUGGACGUGUGGUGACCUCUUCAAGACUGCCUAUUUCGUAAUUAGAGAGGCUCCCUCACAGUUUUGGGUGUGCGGAAGCUUACAAGUUUUAUUAGACAUAGUAAUACUCUUCCAAGUAAGUAAAAAAUCAUAUAAAAUCUAAAAGCAUAUUUACCUGCUAAAAGUACACAUAUAUUCAUUAUAUACAUUAUUUUAUACAUACAUAGGUUGUAAUUUAAAAAAAAAAACUUAUUUGAUCAUCAU